AUGCCAAAUAAAGAAUUGAAACUCGCUCAAGGACAAGGUAGAGGAAUCGAUAGGAUAAGUUGGCUUCCUGAUGAAAUUCUUUGGCGUAUUCUGUCCCUUCUUCGGUCGAGUGAUGAGGUUGUGAGAACUGGAGUUUUGUCAACUAAAUGGAAGAAUAUUUGGGUUGAGGUUGGAAAUCUAGAUAUAGAUAAUGGUUACUUUCGACGAAUUAAGCAUAAAUUUGAGCAAGAGAAACAACAAAUGGAGAAGAGUUUAGUAAAUUAUAUAAAUAAGAUGGUAAAUCGCUAUGAUUAUCCUUGUAUAGAAAGAUUAUGUCUAUCUAUAUCGUCAUCUGCCUCCUCAACCAUCCUUAAUAGAUUGUUAGCUGAGCGAGAUGUGAGGCACCUUGAGGUCUGCUUUCAUGAAAAUCAAGUAGCAUCAUUACCUGAAAGCCUUUUCAUAUCGACAACAUUAGUAGUAUUGAAGUUGAAAACUGAUUACCUUGAAACUUCAACUACAAUCUGGCUUCCUAGUCUUAAGACCCUUCACCUUAACAUCUUGAAAUCUUUUAUAACUCAGCAUUUGGAGGAUUUCUUACCUAGAUGCCCUUCUCUUGAGGAGUUACUUAUCAAAAGUCGUGAUGUGAAGAAGCAUGUAUCGCAGGAUUUGGAUCUACUUAUUCAGAUCCCCACAUUAAAGAGAUGUGGAUUGGAAUUUGUUGAUAAUGGAGAUGUCACUAAAGGAGGAUCUUACAAACUUGUUCACAGAGUCGCGAUUAAUGCUCCAAGACUUGAGUACCUUUGGGUAAGAGAUUAUCAGACAGGCCUUUAUUCACUUUUUAGUACUGGUAUAUGUAAUUUGGUUGAGGCGCAUGUGGAUUGGCAACCAAUUUAUAACAAAAAUAAAUCAUCAAUACCUGAUAUUAUGAAUUUAUACAUGCUCUUAAAUAGGCUCAAAUUUGCCAAGGUGCUAUCACUUUCCGGCCAUACUAUCCAGUGGUUGAACUUGAGCUUUCACUUGAAAGGAAAACUAGAAACCUUCAAAAGGUUGAUGAAACUAGAAUUGAAUGUUGCCGGUGAUAUUAAUUGUGAAUUCUUGGCAAAGUUCCUUUCGUACACACCUAAUCUUGAGUACCUUAUUCUCGCAAACAAGGUUUGUUCUGGUCUCUAUGUUAAUCCUAAUGACAGAGGUCGUUGGACACCACCUGAAGGUGUCCCGAUUUGUGUGUUAUUUCAUCUUAAGGAGAUCAUCGUCGAGGGACUUCAUAAAGGUUAUGAGGUUGAAGCUGUCAAAUAUCUGCUGCAACAUUCAAGAGUUUUAAACAGGUUGACUAUUAACUGUACUGAUGUUGUGGAAUUAGACGCGUUUAAGGAUAUAUCGAGGGCUCCCAGGGGCUCGGUGACCAGCGAAAUUAUACUGCAAGCUUGCUAUGAUGAUGAAUAA
Molecule: messenger RNA, 1422 nt
Organism: Chenopodium quinoa (quinoa)
Lineage: Eukaryota; Viridiplantae; Streptophyta; Magnoliopsida; Caryophyllales; Amaranthaceae
Product: F-box/FBD/LRR-repeat protein At4g26340-like
Exons: 3
Coding region: 1-1422 (473 amino acids)
Molecular function (GO): protein binding
Source: RefSeq, a predicted model, not a curated record